Calypte anna (Anna's hummingbird) is the source of this 4200-nucleotide messenger RNA. RefSeq names its product signal transducer and activator of transcription 3 (gene STAT3). The record is from RefSeq and is a predicted model, not a curated record. Lineage: Eukaryota; Metazoa; Chordata; Aves; Apodiformes; Trochilidae. The coding region runs from base 131 to 2446 and encodes 771 amino acids. Gene Ontology annotation, molecular function: RNA polymerase II cis-regulatory region sequence-specific DNA binding; DNA-binding transcription factor activity, RNA polymerase II-specific. Gene Ontology annotation, biological process: growth hormone receptor signaling pathway via JAK-STAT; regulation of cell population proliferation; cell surface receptor signaling pathway via JAK-STAT. The transcript has 24 exons.
CCCGGGGGUCUCUCCCGGGAGCCCCCCCCGGGCCGGGGCUGUUCUCGCCGCGGAUACCGGGGGAAGUUCGCCUCUGUCGGGAGGUCCCACACCGGGACCCAGCAGCAGCAGGUCCCUGGAGCCGGCCAGGAUGGCUCAGUGGAAUCAGCUGCAGCAGCUCGACACGCGGUACCUGGAGCAGCUCCACCAGCUCUACAGUGACAGCUUCCCCAUGGAGCUCCGGCAGUUCCUGGCCCCCUGGAUUGAGAGCCAGGACUGGGCCUACGCUGCCAGCAAGGAGUCCCACGCCACGCUGGUGUUCCACAACCUGCUGGGGGAGAUUGACCAGCAGUACAGCCGCUUCCUGCAGGAGUCCAAUGUCCUCUACCAGCACAACCUGCGCCGCAUCAAGCAGUUCCUGCAGAGCAGAUACUUGGAGAAGCCGAUGGAGAUCGCUCGCAUCGUGGCUCGCUGCCUCUGGGAAGAGUCCCGGCUGCUCCAGACAGCUGCCACUGCUGCCCAGCAAGGGGGACAGGCAACACAUCCAACAGCAGCUGUAGUGACAGAAAAGCAGCAGAUGCUGGAGCAGCACCUGCAGGACGUGAGGAAAAGGGUGCAGGAUCUGGAGCAGAAGAUGAAAGUGGUGGAGAAUCUCCAGGAUGAUUUUGAUUUUAACUACAAGACUUUGAAAAGCCAAGGAGACAUGCAAGAUCUGAAUGGAAACAAUCAGUCUGUGACCCGGCAGAAAAUGCAGCAGCUGGAACAGAUGCUCACAGCGUUGGAUCAAAUGCGCAGGGGCAUUGUGAGCGAGCUGGCUGGACUGCUGUCAGCCAUGGAGUAUGUGCAGAAAAUGCUGGCAGAUGAGGAGCUGGCAGACUGGAAGAGACGGCAGCAGAUUGCCUGCAUUGGGGGCCCACCUAAUAUCUGCUUAGACCGUCUGGAGAACUGGAUCACCUCCCUUGCAGAAUCACAGCUACAGACCCGGCAGCAGAUCAAGAAGUUGGAAGAACUGCAGCAGAAAGUGUCCUACAAGGGUGACCCCAUUGUCCAGCACCGGCCCAUGCUGGAGGAGCGGAUUGUAGAGCUGUUCAGGAACCUGAUGAAGAGCGCCUUCGUGGUGGAGCGGCAGCCCUGCAUGCCCAUGCACCCCGACCGGCCCCUGGUCAUCAAAACUGGUGUGCAGUUCACCACCAAAGUCAGGUUGUUGGUCAAGUUUCCGGAGCUGAACUAUCAGCUGAAAAUCAAAGUCUGUAUUGACAAGGACUCCGGGGAUGUUGCAGCACUGCGGGGAUCCCGGAAAUUUAACAUCCUGGGAACAAACACCAAAGUCAUGAACAUGGAGGAGUCCAACAAUGGAAGCCUCUCGGCAGAGUUCAAGCACCUGACCCUGCGGGAGCAGCGCUGCGGCAACGGGGGCAGAGCCAACUGCGACGCCUCGCUGAUAGUCACUGAGGAGCUGCACCUCAUCACCUUCGAGACAGAGGUGUAUCACCAGGGGCUGAAGAUUGAUCUGGAGACCCACUCCCUGCCUGUGGUGGUCAUCUCCAACAUCUGCCAGAUGCCCAAUGCCUGGGCGUCCAUCCUGUGGUACAACAUGCUGACCAACAACCCCAAGAACGUGAACUUCUUCACCAAGCCCCCCAUUGGGACCUGGGACCAGGUGGCAGAGGUGCUGAGCUGGCAGUUCUCCUCCACCACCAAGCGCGGCCUCAGCAUUGAGCAGCUGACAACGUUGGCAGAAAAACUUCUAGGGCCAGGCGUGAAUUACUCCGGCUGUCAGAUCACCUGGGCCAAGUUCUGCAAGGAGAACAUGGCUGGAAAAGGCUUCUCUUUCUGGGUCUGGCUGGACAACAUCAUUGACCUGGUGAAGAAGUACAUCCUGGCGCUGUGGAAUGAAGGGUACAUCAUGGGGUUCAUCAGCAAGGAACGGGAAAGAGCCAUCCUGAGCACCAAGCCUCCAGGCACCUUCCUGCUGCGCUUCAGUGAGAGCAGCAAGGAGGGUGGCAUCACCUUUACCUGGGUGGAGAAGGACAUCAGUGGGAAGACACAGAUCCAGUCUGUGGAGCCUUACACCAAGCAGCAGCUCAACAACAUGUCGUUUGCUGAGAUCAUCAUGGGCUACAAAAUCAUGGAUGCCACCAACAUCCUGGUGUCCCCCCUGGUGUACCUGUACCCAGACAUCCCCAAGGAGGAGGCUUUUGGGAAGUACUGCCGCUCCGAGAGCCAGGAGCACUCAGAAGCUACUGACUCAGGUAGUGCUGCUCCGUAUCUGAAGACCAAGUUCAUCUGUGUCACCCCCACAUCCUUCAGCAACACCAUCGACCUGCCCAUGUCCCCGCGCACCCUGGACUCGCUCAUGCAGUUUGGCAACAACAGUGAAGGAGCAGAGGCCAAUGCGGGAGGGCAGUUUGAGUCACUGACCUUCGACAUGGAGCUGACGCCAGAGUGUGCCUCGUCACCCAUGUGAGGUGUCCCACUGGCGCUCGUGGGGCCUCUGGGACUCGGGCUUCCCACCCCAGGGAGUGCCCUGCUCUGGCCCUGCUCCCUUAUGGAUGCUCUGGGCAUUUCCUCGGGGGGGUUUGGGGGCCAGGGUCCUUGCCACCCAUUCCUCGUUUUACCCCAAAUGAACACCCCCCUCUCCAGGGUGGUGCCCCGUUCAUCUGGGACGGGGGAUGAACCUUUUUUCUAUUUCCUUCCCUAACAGUUUUUUAUUAUUGUUUUGCUCAUUCAAGUGCCUAUUAGCCUCCGAUUGCAGCCUCAGUUUUUAAAACGCUUCUGCAGCCCCAGCCAUGCUGCUUGCUGCUGAAAGCUGCUUUCCUGACUGCCUGAGUCAAAAAAAACCCUGGGGAGAUCCAACAGCCCAGGUUUGCCUCUGUGUGCCCGAGGGGGGAUGGAUCUGUCCUGGCCUCUGCAUGGCUUUCCUGUUGUGGGGGGGCUGUUCCCUGCAGCCCCCCAGAAGGGUCUCCCCUCUGCACCCUUGGUGCCAGUUUUGGCCAGGAGGUUGGCUUCCCUCUGCUGGGAACAGGGAGUUUUGGGGCUGCAUCUGCUUGCCACCAGCUUCCUGCUGCAGGCACCAAGAUGCAGCUGGCUCCAUGGGGACAACUGUGUACCCUGUGGUGCAAAGGCUGCAUGGGGCAGUGUCUGCCCCAGCAUUUGCAUCUCGGGUCUGUUUUGGAACCUGGGGGUAACCACAGAGGCUGCCCUGGCUGUGGCUCACCCUGUGGCCAGGCUGGUGGCAGUGGCACAGCCACAGGGUGCCCGCUGAGAUCUGUUGGGGGGGCUGCUGGAUCCAGUGUGACCUCCAGUGGAGGAGGUGGCCUGGCCCUUCUCUGGUAUGGCUUGUGAUGUCCCAGGCAGUGGAUUUGCAGCUUCUCAGGGGCUUCACAUGGUGUUUUUGUUGGAGGUUGGCUGUCGCUGUUAAGGUAGGAGGUGGCAAGAGUUGAAGGGAGCAGGAUGUAUGCAAGGGGAGGGACCCAUCUUGGACCAGCACUCAAUGGAAACAUGGGUGUUGCAAAGGGCAGAGCUCCUGGCUGGGGGGGUUGAGCUCUGCUGCCCACUGGUCGUGGUUCUGUGUUCACCAAAAUGGGGUGGGCCCUCCUGCCUUUUGCCAGGCAGUGAGCAUGCAGACACCCAUGAGCAUCUAGAAGGCCGUGGUGGUAACAGGGCUGUGGGUGCCUGUGGUGGGGUGACAGGAGGGAGCUGUCUUGCUGAACACUAGCCCCCUGCUUUCCAGGUGUCUGGGGUGUCUUGAUUUGGCACUGGGUAGAGAGAAACUCCUGAUCAUCCCUAUCAGUGAUGCUGCUGUGGAGCAGGGUGGACUCAUCACGGGGCUGUGAAGUCCAUGGGGUCUCCCCUUGGCACCCCAAUUGUGUGCUGCACUGGCAGUGUCACUGCAUCCCAGCCUGUGGGUGUGGGAUGGGGUCCCCAGGGGAAGGGAGGGAGGGCUGGGGGUGUCCUGGCCAGUCCUCUGUGGUGUGUGUAGGCAGGGGGAGGUGGCUGUGGCCACCUCUGGGGCCAGGAACAUCUUUUGGUCUUGAGAGGUGCUCAGAGGGCACAAGGGCCCUGCCCCUCUCUCACCCCAUCCUCGUUCAUCUCUGCCUCCAGCUGCAGUCACUGCCGUCCCGGGCAACAUUCAAUACUGUAAAAAAUUUUAUUUUUUUGUAUAUUUUAUUGUUGUAUCUACAGGCUUUAACUUUCUCCAAAAUAAAGGCUCCGAAGCGA